Galdieria sulphuraria is the source of this 1435-nucleotide messenger RNA. Its product is annotated as 1-aminocyclopropane-1-carboxylate synthase. Lineage: Eukaryota; Rhodophyta; Bangiophyceae; Galdieriales; Galdieriaceae. Gene Ontology annotation, biological process: biosynthetic process; amino acid metabolic process. Bases 9 to 1322 code for a protein of 437 amino acids. The record is from RefSeq and is a predicted model, not a curated record. Gene Ontology annotation, molecular function: transaminase activity; pyridoxal phosphate binding. The transcript is spliced from 4 exons.
GAAAUGGGAUGUCCUUUGGUCUUAUCCAGUUGAUGGAGAAGAGUCAAGUUGCCCAAGUUUCAUCUCGAGUUCAACACUUAUUACAACCCUUUUCUCCACAUUUAGAAGCUUCCUUUUCUGCCUGGAAGGACCCUUUUGAUCCUAUACACAAUACUAAUGGCUACAUCAACUUUGCAGUGGCGGAAAAUAAACUAAGUGUUGACCUUUUAUUGGAAAAACUAAAGCACUGUAGAGAUAUACCCGGUAGUGUGUUGGGUUAUGAUGAUAUGAGAGGAAGUGAACCCUUUCGAAAACAAAUUGCAAACUUGCUGGAAACUUACUUUUUCCAUCGUUCAGUGGACGCCGACGGCAUAUUCUGUUGUGCUGGAGCAGGUUGUGCUUUAGAUUUGCUGUUUAACUGUUUAUUGGAAGAAGGAGAUGGUGUAUUAUUACCUGCACCUUAUUAUCCAGGUUUUAUUCAUGAUAUUGAGGGUAGAGCUCGUUGUAAGCCAGUUAUUGUGGAGCCUACAGGAAAUCAUUUUCGUUUUCAACUUGCAGACCUCGACAAGAAACUAUCGGAAUGUCAUCAAUCAGGGCAACCGGUCAAAGCAUUGUUAUUAUGUAGUCCCAACAAUCCUUUGGGGUUUGUAUUUAGUCGAGAAGAGUUAGAAAACAUCGUCUCAUGGACCAGACAAAAUGGUUUGCAGUUGAUUGUAGACGAAAUAUAUGGUUUAUCUGUGUUCUCUAAAAGUAGCAAGAUGGUGAGCAUCGGUUCCGUUUUGGAACAUCUAGGAAACGAUGUGCAUUUUGUAUGGUCCUUUUCCAAAGACUUUUGUAUGUCGGGAUUACGAGCUGGAGUGAUAUACUCGGAAAAUAUGGAAAUUCGCAAUGCGUUGCGUUUUUUACCUUAUUUCUGUGGCGUGUCAGGAGAUACUCAAUUUGCAUUGACCAAGGUACUAUCCGACUCGGAAUUUGUGCAGUCUUUUAUUCGUGAGAAUACCAAUCGAUUGUAUGAAACAUAUAGAGUGCACUGUGAUUGUUUAGAUAAGAUGGGCAUUCCAUAUGUUCCUAGUGAAGCAGGUUUCUUUAUUUGGAUGGAUUGUAACAAAUAUAUGUCGUCUCGUACUUUUGAAAAUGAACGAGCAAUUUGGCAGUCAUUGUUUGAAAAAGCAAAAGUGGUUGUUACACCCGGUGAAGUUUGUCAAAGUACACAACCUGGAUGGUUUAGGUGUUGUUUUUCGGCAGCUUCACCAGAAGCAGCAAAAGUUGCUUGGAAUAGAGUGGAACAAGUCAUGUCCUCGCUUUCUGUUUCCAAGAAUGAUCCAGAGUCAACAAGAAUGUAAUAGAAAACAGAGAAUAGGUUGAUGGUGGAUGAAGCAAAUAGAGAGAGAGAAAAAGAGAGAGAGAGAAAAAUAAAAAUAAUAGAAUUGUGAUUCUCUUGGGUUGUACUCUUUUU